This is a messenger RNA of Tigriopus californicus, 1255 nucleotides long. RefSeq names its product ATP synthase mitochondrial F1 complex assembly factor 1-like. The record is from RefSeq and is a predicted model, not a curated record. Gene Ontology annotation, cellular component: mitochondrion. The coding region runs from base 50 to 1072 and encodes 340 amino acids. Gene Ontology annotation, biological process: mitochondrial proton-transporting ATP synthase complex assembly. The transcript has 6 exons. NCBI's taxonomy places the organism in Eukaryota, Metazoa, Arthropoda, Copepoda, Harpacticoida, Harpacticidae.
GUGUUGGGUCUGAUGUAAGUGUGUAUAUUUCCUCAAGUGUCUGCAAGUUAUGUCUUCGCCUCUUUUCACGUGGAUGCUCCAAUCUGGUCGCCCUCUGACAACUGCACUUCUCACUCGCAAUUAUUUCUGGCGAAAUUCAGCCUCUUUCCUAUCGACAGUUCCCACUUCCACUAACACAGGAGUUGUGACUGAUUAUAGAAUCAGCACCCAAAGACGGUUGUUCCACUCAAGUUUGGUAUUUUUGAAAGACAAAAACAACAAGGGGAACGAGGGAGAGAACAUGGAUGAUCUACAGAAGAACCCUUAUUUUGACAAAUAUGCCGACAAGAUCGCGAAAAUGCAAAAGACCUCUCCAGAGGAGUUCUUGAACCGCUUGGCGGAUUUUGAGCAAAAGAAGAAAAGAUCUCCUGCUCCCGAGGGUGCUGAAAGUUCUCUGGCAAAAGAGUUCUCUCUCCCAACCAAACCCAAGAGGGAUAUUAGUCCGGGCUCCGUUGCAGCCAUGACCAAGGAAAAGAAGUUGAAUGACCGUAUGAAAGUGGAUUUACUGAUGGACAAAACGCCCGAAGAGAUUGGCAAGAUAUGGCGAGAGUUUCAUCUGACCAAAGAUUCCUUAUCCGCCGUCAUUCCAACAGACGUGUACAAACAGAUGGCAGAGCGCUUUGUGGAAUACAAGACUUUCCUCUUCCCCUUACCCAGAAAGCAAGGCUACGAGUUCAUUGUGGUUCAAUUUCUGGGCAAUGGUGCCCAUUUUACGACCCUCAUCAACUUCCAAGCUCAUGCGGAAAAUGCCCCUGAGUGUCUCACUCUGACCCAUUACACGGAUCUCGCGGAAGAAAAGGGCAUCGUUUUAAUGGUCGGCGAGUAUGAUCCAAAUGUCCUGACUCACUCAGAGUCGAGUUGCUUGGCAGUACAAAUGGUUCUUUACUAUGGUCUCGAUGACCCGAAAAUGGCCUCUCACCUGUACAGAUACACCUAUGAAACGGAUGAAUUCAAUGCCAUGGAUCUAAUCGCUGAGCUUGAGGUUUCUUCAUCUCGACUACCAAUUCUGACCCAAUUUUUUGACGGUGCCUGAGACGAUUCAAGAGGCACAAUGUUUGGCGAAUCAAGUGGAAAUGUACUACUGUAAUCCCUCCCAAGAGAAGCAAGACCUCAUGGAGAAAUUCGUGAAGAAGCCCAAUGAGUUCAAGCACAUGGAUCUUGUGGCUCAAGUUGAGACUAUGGCGCUUUUCACCAAACAAUAAAAGAUCAAACUCAG